This is a messenger RNA of Rubroshorea leprosula, 879 nucleotides long. The record is from the annotation of a GenBank genome assembly. Lineage: Eukaryota; Viridiplantae; Streptophyta; Magnoliopsida; Malvales; Dipterocarpaceae.
UUAAGAAAAAAGAGACUAAAUUUGUGUGAUUGUAAAAUUUAGGUUUAAGUACCAUUUUGGUCCUCAACUUUUCAUUUUGGUACUAAAAUUGUCCUUCAACUUUAAAAAGUAUCAAAAUUAUCCUCAAACUUUCAUUUUCGGUACCAGAAUGACUUCCGAGUUAGUUGAGUUAGUCCCGGGUUUACCUCCGGAACUCGAUCUGGAGUGCCUGAUUCGCUUACCUUACACUGGCGUUCACCGUGUGGCUUCCGGUGUUAGCCGGCGAUGGCGGGAUUUACUUCAAAGUCAGGAUUUUUAUUAUCACAGGAAGAGGUAUGGGUAUACUCAUAAAGUUGCUUGCUUGGUUCAAGCUUUUACUGCUGUUGCUGCUGGAGUCGUUGAUGGGCAAAAACCAGGUGACUUACCGGGUUAUGUGGUUACUGUGUUUGAUUCUGUGAGUCAGUCGUGGGAGCGACUUGACCCGGUACCCAGUCACCCAAAUGGGUUGCCUUUCGGUGGAGACAGGGGAAGGAGAUGCCGUCAAAGCGGUCGUUUUUCCGCAGCCGGGGCUUGUUUGGGUCGGGUCUAUGUGGCAGGCGGGCACGAUGAGAACAAGAACGCGUUGAGAACCGGAUGGGUUUAUGAUCUGAGAGUGGAUGAGUGGACGGAGUUGCCUCCGAUGAGUCAAGAGCAUGAUGAAUGUGAAGGGGUGGUUUGAGAAAACCCAGAGCCUGGGUUUGCAGAGGUAAGAAAACCCAGAUCUGGGUUUGAUCUGGAAAGGAUGAAGGGAGAAGAGAGACUCUGAUUUUGAAAACCCAGAUCUGGAAAUGAUGAAGGGAGAAGAGAGACUCUGAUUUUGAUUUUGAUUUUGGAGAGAAAGAAUAAGAAGGACGAUCUGAU